GCUAAAGCAUCUACCCGCGGUUGGAACGUCAAAACAUCCGAACUCCUCCUCCACUUCGCUCCCCUCUCUCCCGCACGGCCUUGAAGAACGUCAAUCUCACCAGCUUUGAGCUUCCGAAGUGCCCCUUGCUCAUCGUGGACUUUCUCCCCUUAUGCUACGCCGCCGUCGUCUAUAGUGAGUGAGCAGCAAUGGCUUCGAGCCUGCCAAUUCCCGCUCCACCGCGGACGCCCACGCCUCCGACCCCUAUUCCCGAAGAUCCAGAAGAUGGACUUGGGAUCAAUGGUGGGCCGCGAACGAUGCGCUCGACCAUUACCUACGAUGCCAACUCCCUUUCCCCUCUGUCAGACACCUUCCCUGGCCGUUUUGGAUCCAUGGCCUCGCCCAUGCCGUCCUCAGCAGGCCUAGGAACGCCGUCCUUCAACUCCGAGUCAACCCUGGGACCUCCACCUCCACCUGGCUCUCGCAGCCCUUUUGACUUCCAGACACAGUCCAUCAAAGACAGCCCGGCGAUGGCAAACUCAAACAUUGGCAAACGACGAGGCCAUAGAUACAAACACUCGAGCGUGUCAGCCCAGCAUCAGAUCUUCCUCGAGCCCCCUCCACGAGCGCCUCUCGCCCUUCCAGCAUCUCUCCCGAUACCGACAUACAAGGAGGCGUGGGCAAGCAGGUCGAAGGAGCAAACGACUCGGAUUGCUUGGUGUGCAUGUCAUGCGCUGGUAGCAGCAUACGUGCUCUUCUCUGCUGAAGGCUCACUAGCACUCACAGCCCUCUCCCACCUGAUCUUCUUUGACGCUGUGUCCGCCACGAUUUGCGUUGUAGUAGAUGUGCUCAGUAACUUCGAAGUAUGGAAGCGGUCUUCAAUACGCCAUCCAUUCGGACUGGAGCGCACUGAAGUCCUAGCCGGCUUCGCCAUGUCCGUCUUCCUGCUCUUCAUGGGCUUCGAUCUUAUGUCACAUAAUCUGAAGCAUGUGCUUGAAGGAAUGGGCUCACAUACACCGCACCAUCCACAUUCGCAUCAGCGGGUAUCGCCUGGUUCGGUAGAUUCUGCUGCUGUGCUGUCUAUUGUAGCUACAUUGAUCUCAGCCUACGGAUUGAAGAAUCACGCGCGCAUAGGCAAAGCCAUGCGCUUCGCUGUGAUAUCCUCACUCCCUAGCGUGCUUUCCAAUCCCUCCCACUUCCUAACCCUCUCCUGCAGCGCAAUUAUGCUACUGCUCCCCCUUCUAACCAUCACGCUCUACCUUUGGCUCGACCGACUCCUCUGUGCCGUGAUCGCCAUCUCUAUGUUCGUGCUGGGUGUACGACUGGCCAUGACGCAAGGCCUGAUGCUACUGAUGUCGUAUUCCGGCGAAGGCGUCGGCGACGUGAUGCGCGAGAUCCACAAAGACCCUAUGAUAGCGCAAGUUGAGGAGGCAAGGUUUUGGCAGGUGCAUUAUGGGCUGUGUAUGGCGAACUUGAAGUUGAGGGUUAGAGGCGAUGAUGCUUCGGUGGGUAAGCUGAGAGAGAGGUUGAAUGUAUUGGUGAAGAAUAGGCUUGGAGGAGGGUAUGGGAAGGGAGGUGGUGUGAAGUGGGAGGUUACGACGCAGUUUACGAUUGACAAAUGA
This is a messenger RNA of Cadophora gregata, 1601 nucleotides long. RefSeq names its product Endoplasmic reticulum zinc transporter (gene ZRG17). Gene Ontology annotation, cellular component: membrane; Golgi apparatus. The record is from RefSeq and is a predicted model, not a curated record. Bases 189 to 1601 code for a protein of 470 amino acids. Gene Ontology annotation, molecular function: zinc ion transmembrane transporter activity. Lineage: Eukaryota; Fungi; Ascomycota; Leotiomycetes; Helotiales; Ploettnerulaceae. Gene Ontology annotation, biological process: intracellular zinc ion homeostasis; transmembrane transport; zinc ion transport. The transcript has 2 exons.